Molecule: messenger RNA, 2954 nt
Organism: Rhinichthys klamathensis goyatoka
Lineage: Eukaryota; Metazoa; Chordata; Actinopteri; Cypriniformes; Leuciscidae
Gene: fstl5
Product: follistatin-like 5
Exons: 16
Coding region: 378-2954 (858 amino acids)
Biological process (GO): multicellular organism development; regulation of BMP signaling pathway; cell differentiation
Molecular function (GO): calcium ion binding; protein binding
Source: RefSeq, a predicted model, not a curated record
UGUUCAUCUUUGUCAAGGACAAUUCAUCUAAACGGAUGAGCUCAGACAAGUCGGCUGGCUGUUUCCACUCGUCGGUUUUUUGCGGCGGGGCUUUUGAUUGGCUGAUUGUAUUAUUGUAUGCAAAUCUGGUCGGGGUUGCAGCCAGUUAGGUGAAAGGCUCACGCUGGUGUGGCUCUCGAGACCCGAAGCGCGAGGUAAAGCCGCUUUCUGUGGAGCUGUCCACUCCAGGAGGUGCUGAAACCAGGAUUUUCACGUCAACCGACAGUUGGAGGGAAUGCACUAACUCCGAGGACGCUUUACAGCAAAACCAAAACGGGAUUGGAUUUACUUCGCAGUUAACAUUAUAGCUCAAAACUCUAUCGGAAAUAUCUUUCUGGAUGACUUGUAGUUGGAUUCACAGGAGGGUUAUGAGAAGCUCCAAAAGAUGGUGGGCAGCUGUCCUGCUCUGGGGGGCAGCGCUGAUCGCAGAGGCACGUCCAGGCAAAGAAGGAUUUAGCCCGCUGGCGUAUCGACCUCUCGUCAGAUUCCGUCACAAGCAGGAUGGGAUCUCAGAGAGUUUACGGAUUAAAGGGUUCCCUGGUCAGAAUGGCUUUCCUGGGCCCUGUGAACACAAGUACUGUGGUUUGGGGAAGCACUGUGUGGUUGACCGAGAAACAGGUGAAGGAGAAUGUCAGUGUCUGGAUCGCUGCAAACCACAUUACAAACCUGUUUGUGGAUCUGACGGCAAACUCUACCAGAACCACUGUGAGCUUCACAAAGCUUCCUGUAUGGCCCAUCAGAGAAUAACCAUCAUGCACAGCGAGGAAUGCUUCUACAAAGAUGAUAACUGUCGUCUGGGAGAUUAUAAAAAAUUGAAGACCAAGAUGUUGGACUUACAUGCACAGAGGUACUUGACCUCUGGUAACCAUGGCAGCCAUGAGAAGGAUAUGGCAAGUAGGAAGCAUCUGGUGGACAUGAUGUUCAAGCGCUUUGACGCAGAUGGUAGCGGAAGAGUUGACAGCAGUGAGCUCUCACAGGUCAUCAAGCAGGAAGGUCUGAGCAGGACGGCAUCAGAGUGCACCCUGUUCGACCUGUUCAAAUUUAACGACGUCACCGAUGACGAACACCUAACUAGAGAGGAGUUCUACGCAGCUUUUGAGGUCUAUCAGCUUAGCCUUCCCGAAGACCAAAAGCUGAGCGUUACCACGGUAACGGUGGGUCAGAGCGCUGUUCUCACGUGUGCCAUCACUGGAGACCAGCUGCCGCCAAUCAUCUGGAGACGCAACAACCAUGCCCUCAACAUGCUGGAGCUGAAGGACAUUAACGAUUUCGGAGAUGAUGGAUCACUGUACAUUACCAAGGUGACCACUACACAUAUGGGCAACUACACCUGCCAUGCAGACGGCUACGAGCAGCUAUUCCAAACACACAUCCUGCAGGUUAAUGUGCCCCCUGUUAUCCGGGUGUAUCCAGAGAGCCAGGCGCGCGAGCCGGGGGUCACAGCCAGUCUGCGGUGCUACGCUGAAGGCAUCCCCGACCCACAACUCUCAUGGUUAAAGAACGGCAUGGACAUCACCACAAAACUCUCCAAACAACUCACACUUCAGGCUAACGGGAGCGAGGUGCACAUCAGUAAUGUUCACUUCGAGGACACCGGCGCCUAUACCUGCAUCGCGCGCAACGAGGCGGGUGUGGACGAGGACAUCUCCUCUCUGUUCGUGGAGGACUCCGCUCGGAAAACGUUGGCAAACAUCCUGUGGAGAGAGGAAGGUCUGGGGAUUGGAAACAUGUUCUAUGUGUUUUAUGAGGACGGUAUUAAAGUCAUCCAGCCAGUGGCCUGUGAGAUUCAGAGACACAUCAAACCCAGCGAGAAGCUUCUUGGCCUGCAGGAGGAGGUCUGUCCACAAGUGGAGGGAGAGAAGGAUCAGAAAUGUAUGUGGACAUCAGCUGUCAAUGUGAAGGACAAGUUCAUUUACGCCACACAGCCGUUGCUGAAUAGGCUGCUCAUUGUAGACAUCCAAUCCCAGAAGGCCGUUCAGACUGUAAGCACAGACCGGGUUCCAGUGAAGCUUCACUAUGACAAGUCUCAUGACCAGGUGUGGAUCUUGAGCUGGGGAGAUCUGGAGAAGAACUUUCCAACCCUCCAGGUGAUCAGCCAGGCCAGUGAGAGCAUGUCCCAUCACACCAUUCACACCAAACCAGUUGGCCACCGCUUCGACAGGGUGGAGGAUUUCUUCAUUCCUCCCAUCAGCCUCACCAUCAAUCACAUCAGGUUUGGUAUUAUCCUCCACAAGAAUGAACCAUCUCUUCAUAAGAUCGACUUGGAAACCACCUCCUCUGUGAAAAACAUUAGUCUGCAGCAGUACGAUUGCAUCCCACAAUCCCUCGCCUACACACACCUGGGUGGAUACUACUUCGUCAACUGUUGGCCGGACUCAACAGGUGCGGUACGGCCACAAUUAAUCAUCGAUAGCGUAACGGACGAUGUCAUCGGUCCUAAUGGGGAUGUGAGCGGCACGCCUUAUGUCUCUCCUGAUGGCCACUAUUUAGUGAGUGUAGAUGACCGUGACGGGCUAAUGCGCUUGCAGCCCGUGUCCGUGCGGGGCGAGAUCGGCCAACCCUUUGACAUUCACACCAACCUGCACCUGUCCGAUCUGGCCUUCAUGCCCUCGUUCACCGAGGAUAACCAGUAUAACGUGUUCGGCAGCUCGGGCCGGCAGACAGAUGCUCUUUUUGUGGAGCUCAGCACCGGUAACGUCAAAAUGAUCAAGAGCCUAAAGCUGCCCACGGCAUCAGCGCAGUGGCCUUGGAACCGCCAGAACAGGGUCAUGACUGGCAGCGGGCUAUUCGGACAGUAUCUCAUGACCCCGUCUCAAAGCUCCCUGUUUAUACUGGAUGGGCGGCUGGAUAAACUCAACUGUGAGAUCACUGAUGUUCCACUGGGAAAUACUGUGGUGUGGGUGGGAGAGGCGUAG